AUGAGGGAGUUAACGAGAGUCUAUUCUUCUUUGCCGUGGAGGGUUCGUGCCCGAAGGGUUCUCUUAGUUUUAUUACCUUUAUCCCAAAUUUUCGUGUUUUUCUACUUUUUUCUUCUUCUUUUACUUUCUUUUUUCUUUCCUUUUCUUUUUAUUAUCUUCUUUCCUUUAACACUUUCGUUGCUUUAUUCCUUUUUCUUAAUUCAUUUUUUCUUUCUUUUUAUAUAUUUCUCUUUUCUUGUCUUUUUUCCUGUCAUUUUAUUUCCUUCUUAUCCUAUAUUUUUCCUUUUCUUUUCUGUAGACACUUUCUUUCUCCUUAUUUGUUUUGUUUACCUUUUAAUCUCCUUUUCUUUCCUUCAUUUCUGUCGUAAACUUACAUUUUUUUUUCUUUUUUGUUCCGAUUUCUCUUUUCUCCUUUUUUCUGUCUUCUUUCCUUCUUUUUCUUUACUUUUCCUCUUCUUUUCUUUACGUCUUCUUCUUUCCAUCUUUUCCUAUAGUUUUUUUUUUCUUUUCACGUCUGUGUUCCCUUUCCUUCUCCCGAUUUGUUUUGUUUUAGUUGGCUUUUCUUCUUUUCUUACAUUUUUCUUCUUUUUCGUUGCUGUUUCUCUUUUCUCAUUUUUUUCUGUUUUUUUUUUAUUUUUAUUUUUCUUUGCUUUUCCUUUUUCUUCUUUUCCUUUUUUUCUUUCCUUUUAUUUUAAUUUUCUUUACGUUUUUCAUCUCUUUUCCUUUCCUUUUCUCUUUCUUAAGCACUCAUCAAAUUGUUAUUUCUCAUCUUUUAAUUCUGUCUUUUGUUGGUUUUCUUUCUCACUUUCUGUUUCUUUUUCUUGUUCUUUCCUUUUCUGUUUUUUUCUCUUUUUUUUUCUCUCCUGUUACUUUUUUCUUGUCUUCUAUUUCCUUCAUUUUCCUCCUCAUUUUCUCUUAUUUUUCAUUUUGUUUUCUUUUCUUUGUUCUCUGCCCAUUUCUUCGUCGUCUUCCCUUUUCUUCCAUUUUAUGUCUUUUCUUUUUAUCUCUUUUUUCUCUCCUUUCAUGUUUUCCCUUUUUUUUUUUCUUAAUUUUUCAUUCUUUCUUCUCUUUUAUUUCCUUAUCAUUCAUUUUUCUUUCAUUUUGUUUUCUUUUCAUUUAUUUGUUCUCAUCUUUUCUCUUUUCUUUUUUUAUUAUUAUGGCUUUUUUCUCAUUUGCGAAAUCAACUGCGAACUGAGACCAUCUCAGGUGGAAGAAUCUUUACGUCUAUAUCUGCCGUAUGAGGAGAGCCCAAACCACAACUAA
This is a messenger RNA of Acanthosepion pharaonis, 1263 nucleotides long. The record is from the annotation of a GenBank genome assembly. NCBI's taxonomy places the organism in Eukaryota, Metazoa, Mollusca, Cephalopoda, Sepiida, Sepiidae.